GGGUUAAGGUUUCAAAAUAGUGUUACAAAUGAUGGUUUCAAAUCAGAGGUAGGGCUUGUAAUAAUUGCACGUUUGACGUCACAUCCAGUGUCAGGAAGCGGACACCACAUUCACGUGACUUGCGGUCAGCCAGCGAGAGCGCGUGAAGGGGGGCUGGGGUGGGCGGGCCCUUGCUCGUCCGGACCAAUCAGAUCGCAGCGUCGCUUCGCCUCGCAGCAGCUUCACUUUGGAGGAGGAAAAAAAGGCCGCAGAGGGGACGAAUAACGGUACCAACCCUCGAGCUGGAUUUCGGCUUUUCCCCCGCUCUCCUACCGAAUGCCCCGGGAGACAUUUCAUGGCGUCGCCGUGCUGCUGAGGAGCGUCCUACUUGCACCGUGGAAGUAAAAAAAUGGCCUGGAUGUGGAAGAGGAAGUCAGUGAUCGCCACCGGACUGGUGGUGGCGGUGUCGCUCUUCUUGGUGGCCGUCCACCUGGCCGAGAAGCCUUACUUCCCGUGGCAGCCUGCGUUCGGCGAGGCGUUCGGCGGCCACUGGGUGGCGUCCAAGCAGACCUACCAGGCCUUCAAGCCCCACCCGGGCUACGUCAGCAUCCCCAAACAGGAACCCCUGAAGCUGAAGUGUGAGCUGUGCAGUGUGGUGUCCAGCUCGGGCCAGAUGCUGGGCCAGGCGGCGGGGACGCUCAUCGAUAGCUCGCCGUGCAUCUGGCGCAUGAACAACGCGCCCACGCGGGGGUUCGAGCGCGACGUGGGCCGCCGCACCACGCUUCGGGUGGUGUCGCACACCAGCGUGCCGCUGCUGCUGCAGAGGCCUCAGCACUUCUUCGGCCAAAACAACGACACGGUGUACGUGGUGUGGGGACCGCUGCGCAACAUGCGCACCGACGGCAAGGGCGUGGUGUACAACAUGCUGCGACAGGCGGCCGACAGCUACCCGCAUGCGCGCAUCUACGCCACCACAGAGGACAGGAUGAACUACUGCGACAUGGCCUUCAAGAAAGAGACAGGCAAGGACAGGAUCCAGUCAGGGUCGUACCUCAGCACCGGCUGGUUCACGCUCAUCCUCGCCAUGGACAUGUGCAAAGAGAUCCACGUCUAUGGCAUGAUCAACGACACCUACUGCAAGACCGAAGGCUACCGCAAAGUCCCCUACCACUACUACGAGGCCGGCAGCCGGGACGAGUGCGCCGAGUACCUCCUGCACGAGAGCGCCCCCUAUGGAGGGCACCGCUUCGUCACAGAGAAGACGGUGUUCGCCAAAUGGUCGAAAAACCACGCCAUCAAGUUCUUCAACCCGCCCUGGCAGCUGUCGUGAUGCUCGAAAACGCUCGUUCCAAACAUCAUCCAUCAGGUUUUUGCUUGUUUGGCGGACACCGGACGCUUUUUGGCAUUCACAUCAUGGAGCAGCAGUCCAGCCAAGACUCACUUUUUCUUUAAUACCGAAGGAAGAAACUGUUAGCUGGAGAUGCAGAUGUCAUUGCGAGCUAUGGCGACUCUUGGUCACGUUAGGCGCGAUCUAGGGACCUUAGAAUCGAGUGUCUGCGUGGACCGAGCCACAACUGAAGGCAGAGACAUUGACACUGCAAACCCUCAUGAAGCCUUCACUGAAGUCAAAACUGAUGGAAGAAGGUGUCCCUUAGACGGGUUAGCCGGCAUUUUUUUGUAGAUGUCACAGCGAAUUUAACCGAAGACGCGUCCUGGUCAAAGGCAGGCGUGGGAGUCGGAUGUCCGGCACGACUUACCCGCAACCGAAGGCAGAUGCUCCGUCAUUUCCUGUGUAAACCCUCAUGACGCCUUCGCGGGUGUCAUCAGUUUUGAUUUUUUUUCAGUGGCGCAAGUUAGCUCCGUGUGUUUACUUGUUAAUUUAUUCAGCAGAGAUCCGUGCAGUUGGACUUGGACAUGGUCACACUCCAUAAAGUUGUGGCUCCCCUUCCUUCCUCUUCUUGUUUUUCUUCUUCAUGUCAAGCCUCGCGUCAUGUCGCCCACCUUCUUGUCAUGCCAGUUCCCCCAGGUGUUUGUGCUCAGGAUGGUGAUUCAUGAGGCGUCACAUUUCAUUUAUCCUUCAGGCUUGUCCUUCAUCGGCUUUACUGUAGCACAGUGAGACGACUUACAACCUCCCGAUGCUUUUAUUUCUAUUUAUCGAGUAUUUUUUUAAACCACCGUAUUUCCUCAAAUAGUGGCCGUCCCUCUAAUAGACGCCCAGUCACCGGCUGCAUCUAAACACCUUAGUGACGAUUAGUGUUCCGCUCGACUCCGGUUGUGUGGUUACUUCACAAUGUGUAUGUUACAGGGCUACUUACACUUCCUCAAAUUAUUCUUAUUAUUUUUUUGCAUAGUUUCUCCACUUUAAUGUUUCAAAUCAUCACACUAAUAUAAAAAUCGAACAAAGAAAACCUAAUUAAAGAUAAAAUACAGUUUUUAAAUGGUGAUUUUAUUUAUUGAGGGGAAAAAAAAUAUUUAAAUCUACCUCUCCCUGUGUGAAAAAGUAAUUGCGUGAGUCCAUGUUUAUGUUCCGGGGUCAUUUAUUUCACCCGGUCUCUUGUUCUUAAUACACAAUUUUACCGUAUACGAAGACGGUUGUCGAUUAGGAUUCCAUUUGACUGACGGUUUGUGCUCGCUCCGUGAUGUUGUCUGGAAGCUAAACCACUACGGCUACAGCACAUUUGUUGUCCACGUUUUUCUACAGCCGUCCUUUUUAUUUUGCUUUAGACUGCACUUUCACUCAGAAUUGUAACAUACCGGUUUCGCCUUCCCCAAACUGCAGUGGAGUAAAUAACUUGGCCACUCUUUGCGGAAAUACGCCCGUUUAGCAGGAACCAAAGUAGCAGGCGCCUGUUUAGCUAGCUAGCGUGCAUGGUAACCACAUUCAUGCUGUAGCUUCAGAACAUGCUAGUGGGUCAGUCCGGACCCAGGCCUCCUUUUCACGUGUUCUUUGCAUGUAGCAAAUCCCAGCCGCGUUUAGGUCUACAAACGUACAAAUCAGACCUUGACUUUAGCCUCUUUCAAGGAGAGAUCUCGCUAAAGACCUGAUGUUUAUCAGCCUUUGCCUUUAACACAGAACCCAGUGAAAGAUAUUGCCGUAGUAGCAACACUGGUGAGAGGGGCGUGGGGGGGGGGGUCACGGGUUCGAGUCCUUCUGGCAAUGCCUCGGGUCACUGUCAACGGUGACAGACAGCAAGGCAUUUAUUUACCACUUUUUUUUCUUUUUUUUUUUUUUAUUCUAGUGAGGGCUUUGAUGAUGUAAUUGUGCUUGUUUACCUCAAAGGCAGACGCACGCACGGACACGCACUGUGCUUUUGCAGUCACCCGGCAGCUCUCAGAUCAGUUUACAUGCGAUUGACUUCAUUUUCGGGGCGUCGCCGCUACCCUUUUCUUCAGCGUUUUCAGUUUGCUGUUGUUUUGCACCUCAUUGAUGGAAGGCUCUUACUGGCCCCUCCGUUAGGUACACCUGCAACAAUGUGAUUAAAUCCAAUACAAACGAAAUCUGCUUUUACAUAGGUAAAGAUGAUGUAUUCAUUGAAAAGUAUGUUUAUUAAUAUUGUGUUUUUUGCACUGCAUCAUACUAAGAGUUUUUUAUAUUUUAAAAGAAAAAACAUAACUCAAAUUCUUGUGACCUUUAUCCUUUUUUGUUUCACAUCAAGUGUCCUUGUAAACGUGUGUGUGUUUGUGUGUGUGAUAUUGAAUGUAACACAUCACUUAAGUAUUAACAUUUUAUUUACUGGUGCAAGAUUAGCAUCAAAAUGAUACAUUUUGUUUAUUAAUCAGAAAAAAACUCCACUUUCAUUUUCGUUUGCUUCAUAAAUGCUAGUGGCAUAUUGUGAAUGUUUGAUUUCUUUUUCAAUUGAACAAGAAUGUAUUUUGUUGUUGUUGUUGUUUUUGGCAUUAAAAGAACCUAAAAGCACUCAAUUUCA
Phyllopteryx taeniolatus (common seadragon) is the source of this 3905-nucleotide messenger RNA. It is a transcript of the gene st6galnac3, whose product is annotated as ST6 (alpha-N-acetyl-neuraminyl-2,3-beta-galactosyl-1,3)-N-acetylgalactosaminide alpha-2,6-sialyltransferase 3. NCBI's taxonomy places the organism in Eukaryota, Metazoa, Chordata, Actinopteri, Syngnathiformes, Syngnathidae. Gene Ontology annotation, biological process: oligosaccharide metabolic process; ganglioside biosynthetic process. Gene Ontology annotation, molecular function: alpha-N-acetylgalactosaminide alpha-2,6-sialyltransferase activity. The record is from RefSeq and is a predicted model, not a curated record. Bases 389 to 1309 code for a protein of 306 amino acids. The transcript is spliced from 5 exons.